This is a messenger RNA of Lemur catta (Ring-tailed lemur), 3702 nucleotides long. RefSeq names its product interleukin enhancer binding factor 3 (gene ILF3). Gene Ontology annotation, molecular function: single-stranded RNA binding; double-stranded RNA binding. The coding region runs from base 282 to 2402 and encodes 706 amino acids. The transcript is spliced from 18 exons. The record is from RefSeq and is a predicted model, not a curated record. Lineage: Eukaryota; Metazoa; Chordata; Mammalia; Primates; Lemuridae. Gene Ontology annotation, cellular component: precatalytic spliceosome.
GCCCCCGCACCUCCCCGCGCGCGUCCGCCUGCCCGCUCGCUCGCCCCCGGCCCCGGCUCCUCCUCCUCUUCUCGCCAUUGCAGUUGGACUCAGCAGCCCGGCGCGUACCGCGUGGCUUUUGGGGGGAAGACACCCCGGCGGGCUGUGGCAGGAGGGCGGCGGCGGCGGUCGGGGAAGGGGACGCCGACAAGAUAGUUGAAGUAUUGAUAACACCAAGGAAAUCUGUCACAGUUUGAAAAGAUAAAGUUUGAUUUCCAGACACUACAGAAAAAGGAGUAAAAAUGCGUCCGAUGCGAAUUUUUGUGAAUGACGAUCGCCACGUGAUGGCAAAGCAUUCUUCCGUUUAUCCAACGCAAGAGGAACUGGAGGCAGUCCAGAACAUGGUGUCGCACACUGAGCGGGCGCUCAAAGCUGUGUCCGACUGGAUAGACGAGCAGGAAAAAGGCAGUGGCGAGCACGCCGAGUCUGACAGCAUGGACGUGCCCCCGGAGGAUGAGAGCAAAGAAGGGGCUGGGGAACAGAAGACUGAGCACAUGACGAGAACCCUGCGGGGCGUGAUGCGGGUGGGCCUCGUGGCAAAGGGUCUUCUGCUCAAGGGGGACUUGGAUCUGGAGCUGGUACUGCUGUGUAAGGAGAAGCCCACGACUGCCCUCUUGGACAAGGUGGCUGACAACCUAGCCAUCCAGCUCGCUGCUGUAACAGAAGACAAGUACGAAAUACUGCAAUCUGUCGAUGAUGCUGCCAUUGUGAUAAAAAACACAAAAGAGCCUCCGUUAUCUCUGACCAUCCACCUGACAUCCCCUGUUGUCAGAGAAGAAAUGGAAAAAGUAUUAGCUGGAGAAACGCUAUCAGUCAACGAUCCCCCGGACGUUCUGGACAGGCAGAAAUGCCUUGCUGCCUUGGCGUCCCUCCGACACGCCAAGUGGUUCCAGGCCAGAGCCAACGGGCUGAAGUCAUGUGUCAUUGUCAUCCGGGUCCUGAGGGACCUGUGCACCCGUGUGCCCACCUGGGGUCCCCUCCGAGGCUGGCCUCUCGAGCUCCUGUGUGAGAAAUCCAUCGGCACAGCCAACAGACCCAUGGGGGCCGGCGAGGCCCUGCGGAGAGUACUGGAGUGUCUGGCGUCGGGCAUCGUGAUGCCAGAUGGUUCUGGCAUUUAUGACCCUUGUGAAAAAGAAGCCACUGAUGCUAUUGGGCAUCUAGACAGACAGCAACGGGAAGAUAUCACACAGAGUGCGCAGCACGCACUGCGACUCGCUGCGUUUGGCCAGCUCCACAAAGUCCUGGGUAUGGACCCUCUGCCUUCCAAGAUGCCCAAGAAACCAAAGAAUGAAAACCCAGUGGACUACACUGUUCAAAUCCCCCCCAGCACCACCUACGCCAUCACUCCCAUGAAACGCCCGAUGGAGGAGGACGGGGAGGAGAAGUCUCCCAGCAAGAAGAAGAAGAAGAUUCAAAAGAAAGAGGAGAAGGCAGAGCCUCCCCAAGCUAUGAAUGCCCUGAUGAGGCUGAACCAGCUGAAGCCAGGCCUGCAGUACAAACUGGUCUCGCAGACCGGGCCUGUCCACGCCCCCAUCUUCACCAUGUCAGUGGAGGUCGAUGGCAAUUCAUUCGAGGCCUCUGGGCCCUCCAAAAAGACAGCCAAGCUGCAUGUGGCCGUUAAGGUGUUACAGGACAUGGGCUUGCCGACGGGCGCGGAGGGCAGAGACUCAAGCAAGGGGGAGGACUCGGCAGAGGAGACAGAGGCGAAGCCGGCCGUGGUGGCCCCUACCCCUGUGGUGGAAGCUGUGUCAACCCCCAGUGCUGCCUUUCCCUCGGAUGCUACUGCCGAGAACGUGAAACAGCAGGGGCCGAUCCUGACAAAGCAUGGCAAGAACCCGGUCAUGGAGCUGAACGAGAAGCGGCGAGGCCUCAAGUAUGAGCUAAUCUCUGAGACCGGGGGCAGCCAUGACAAGCGCUUCGUCAUGGAGGUGGAGGUGGAUGGACAGAAGUUCCAAGGUACUGGUUCCAACAAAAAGGUGGCAAAGGCAUACGCUGCCCUUGCGGCACUAGAAAAGCUUUUCCCUGACACCCCUCUCGCCCUUGAUGCUAACAAAAAGAAGAGAGCCCCUGUACCUGUCAGAGGUGGACCGAAAUUUGCUGCUAAGCCACAUAACCCCGGCUUUGGCAUGGGUGGCCCCAUGCACAAUGAAGUGCCCCCACCCCCCAACCUUCGAGGGCGGGGACGAGGAGGGAACAUCCGAGGGCGAGGCCGAGGGCGAGGAUUUGGUGGCGCCAACCACGGAGGCUACAUGAAUGCUGGCGCUGGGUAUGGAAGCUAUGGGUACGGAGGCAACUCGGCAACAGCAGGCUACAGUGACUUUUUCACAGACUGCUACGGCUAUCAUGAUUUUGGGUCUUCCUAGAGCGUCUAAAAGUAUUGCACACAAAAUCAACUUUUUACUCCAAUUUCCUCCAACUCCAAAACCCAAAGUGUCCGUGCUGUGUCCCUGUGUGUGCUUCACUGGGUUUCUCAACCGUGGCUUUUCACCGCAGCUUGUCUGAAACUCUUAGCCUGCAGAAUUUAAGACAAUGGCAGUUUUUAUCGUGAUUUGCCUUUGAACUUGGUCAUAUUGAAGUUCACAAUAAGUGGAAAACAAUUUUUUCAGAGAAUGUAUUUUUGUGCAGAAUUGCACAGAAUUCUAGAGCCAGCGUUGUUCAGCAUCAAGGCAAAAGCCCACCUUUGCUUUUUAUGGAAAGCAUUACUUUAUUUAAAAGACAGACAAUGACGCAUUUUAAUCUACCUUUGUCUUAAUUUACAGCAGGUUUUGUAUGAAUUUUUAACCUUUUAACAAAUUCCCAAAUCUGGUUGAUGCCUUUGACAGUAAUGAAAACGGUUUCAUCACAUCUGAAUCCAGAGCAACUGGCUUUUUUUUUUUUCCUUCUGAGCAUGUAAAUCGUAGGGAUUGUGGGGAAUUGUGUAUUACGCUGAGUUAACUUCUCCCGCCUUUUGUAAAUGCUCUGGUGGGUUCUUGUUUGGGGAUGUGGUAUUUUGUGGCUGGUUUAGCUAGAGAGUGAACUCUCAAAGGUAUCAAAACUGUGCUUCCAUAAAUAAGUGCAAGAAACAGACAGGCUUAAAAGGGUAGGUAACGUGAAAUUUUGCAAGUCCUAAUUACAACUGCAAAUGCAUGAGAUUCUGGAUUUUUUUUUUUUUUUUAAAUGGGGCUUUAAAAAUAAGGAGAGAGCCACACAUGUCCCUGCUUCUCCAGCCAGUUUUGGCUUCAGCAGGGCCUGUGCCACACUGAGUGCACAGUUGCCACAGACUCCAGAGGCCUGGCAGCUUCUGCCUGUGCGCAAAGGUACACAGGGUCACCCCGGCACUUUACUGGUGCCCCCGUUUUCUGGCGGGAGCCCCCCUUGGAAACCGUGGUUUUGGCUCGGGUCAGCAGUUCUUUCUGCAGCAAAGCCUGCCUCUGUGUUGACUUGCAAGAUUUGGCGUUACUCAGGCAAAAACCGGUCGAAAUGGUUACUAUAUGAUUUGUUCCCAGAGGUUUGAAACAUUCAGUGAAACUUUUUAAAACUUUGAUUGCAUGAUGUAUUUUUUUUUUAGAAAGUUACUGUUUGAGAAUAAUGUCUUUUUAUACCAGGAAAUAGUUCUCCUGAAUGACAUUGAAAACUUCCCCUCCCCUUUAUUUUUUUUUAAUCAAUACAUGUUAAAGUAACAAG